Sphenostylis stenocarpa is the source of this 1641-nucleotide messenger RNA. The record is from the annotation of a GenBank genome assembly. Lineage: Eukaryota; Viridiplantae; Streptophyta; Magnoliopsida; Fabales; Fabaceae.
AUGGCACGCGUCAUCAACAACCACAUGCGAAUUAUGAAUCAGACAGACACUUCUUCAAUGAUGGAAUUGAAAGAAGUAGAAGAUGAAGAAUGGGAUACUAGAAAAUACUCGUCCAAAAAUGGGGCUGGAAAUGGUUGCAUGAUGAGGUGGGUGCUCAAUAGAGGAGUCUGUGUGGGAAAGAAGAUAUUAGUGGCUGGUUUCGUAGCUUCAGCUGCCCCGGUAGUUGUUCCACCUCUUGUGGUUGCAUCUGCUAUUGGCAUUGCUGUUUCUAUGCCGUAUGUUGUUCUCUUGGCUAGCCAUGUAUGCACUCAGAAUUUAAUGAGUAAGUUGCUCCCUAGGCCUACUCUUCAGGAUCUCCCUUUGCGAGAAGAGAUGUGUUUUCAGCUGGGUAGUGAUGAUAUGCAGAUAUUUAAAGAGGAACAAGCCCUUGUACAUGAAACAAAGAGAGACAUUGGAAUGGAUGAUUUUCAAUAUAUCAAGAAUGGGGAAAUUAUGGCAUUAGGGAGAGAGUGUGCCUAUGGAAUUAAAGAACACUCACCAGGAGAAAAGAAUGGGGUAGAAGUGCGACCAAUACGUGAGGACAAUGAAGAAUUUAAGACUUCUUUUGGGGUUACAGCUGUGGUUUUAGAGGAAUCCCGGGAUCAGGCCAUGGAGGGUGGCAUAGAGGAGACAGAGUUACGAAGAGAAACAAGGGGACUGUUAGAAAAAAUUAGAGAUGAGGGUAGAACUGAUAUGACCCAGGAGAGAGGAGAAUACGGAGGAGGAAUAUGUGGUGGAACAAAUGAAAGUGGUCAAAAAGGUGGUCCUAUUGUUGAAGAUAUGGAAGAAGCAUGGGAAGACACAUCUAGUACCAUUGGGGGGACUGAAGAAGAUCUAAAUGUAAGUGAGGAAAUGCUUCAUUCAAGAACUGAUGAAAGUAAGGAUACUCUAUUAGAAGGAAAAGGAUUUGAUACUACAUAUGAUUCAAACAAGCCAUUGACUGCACCUUCUGAAAUGCUGAUUCCAGCUGAAUCAAUUGAAGAUUUACCAAUAGAAGUGCUGGUUUAUGAUAUUCCAAUGGAUGAGGACUCAUCUGAGGUUUUCACUGAAAAGAUUGACAUACAUCGAGGCAAGUUAGAUUAUAACAUUUCUGACUUUGAAAAUCCAGAAUCUCAGAGUCAUGAAUUAAAUGAAAGGAUGUACUCGGAAGAUGCAGAAGCUAGAGAAAUUGCUAAUGAAUGUGCAUUUGAUUUGUUUGAUGGAAAACGGAUAGACCCUGAUGAGAACGCAUACACAAUUGAUUUGCACGAAGAAUCUUCAAAUAUUAAUGGGCAUACAGAUUCUAUGGAGGUUCUUAUUUCGUCUGUAGAACAUGAGUCUUGGCCAUCUGAAUGUUCCUCUGGAGAAAACAUCAUUUUCCCUUCUGAAGAGGUAGAAUUGGAUGAUGAGAACAUGUGGAAGCAGAUUAAUGUUAUAAGGAAGAUAGUAGGAUAUGAAGGCACAGAGGAAGCAUCAUUUGCAGAUGAACUAAAGGCUCUCUACAUCUUCACCGGAGUUGAGCCCCCAACUUCUCUAGAUGAGAACUCCAUUGACCCCUUAGAAAUCAAGGAGAAACUCCAAUUCCUUAUGUCCAUCCUUGGAAUUAAGUCGAAUAUGAGUUAG